This is a messenger RNA of Colletotrichum lupini, 1788 nucleotides long. RefSeq names its product rhomboid family protein. Gene Ontology annotation, molecular function: serine-type endopeptidase activity. The record is from RefSeq and is a predicted model, not a curated record. Bases 1 to 1788 code for a protein of 595 amino acids. The transcript has a single exon. NCBI's taxonomy places the organism in Eukaryota, Fungi, Ascomycota, Sordariomycetes, Glomerellales, Glomerellaceae. Gene Ontology annotation, cellular component: membrane.
AUGAACGCCUCAUUCGGCCUCGUUUCCUCGAGAUCGUUCCUACACCUCGGCCUGCGCGCCGCGUGCCGUUCCGCGCCGAGUACGACGAGCUGUUCGCCCGCGUCACGACUUCUUUCAAUAUGCACCAUCACCUCCUGGCAGACGCCCGCCGCUACCCGGACGUACAUAUCGGGCCCCUCGCCCCUCCGCCGAAGACAAUGGCCGUCGCUCAGCCUCGCCGCCACAACGGCCGGUAAAUCAACACAAAGAUGGGCUUCCUCCUCCUCCGCAUCAUCAUCAUCACCACCCAAAACCGACUACAAGAACGAACCCCUGCUCCGCGAAUACGUAGACCUCCCGCUCGACUACAAGGACAAACACGGCCUGCGGUUCAGGGAAGAGAACAAGGACCUCUCGGCGGCAGAAGUCAGAGCCGUCUUCGGCGCCUCCCUCAAGCCCGCCGCCGCGAACCGGCUGCUGCGCAUCAUGCACGGCCGCCGCGUCGCCGGCACCCUCGAGGACCCCGCCUUCGCCAUCAACACCGCCGCCUUCACCGCGCAGCAGCGCGACGCCGCGCUGGCGUACCUCCGCGAGAAGACGCCCGUCGACGAGGUCCUCAACGCGGGACUCCGGGCCGAGGACGAGCUUGCCGCGCUGGAGAAGGACCUCGCGGAGGAGGAGAGCAGUGCCGACGAGGGUGAUGCUGCCUCGUCGACCGCCGGUUCUAAAACACCGUCUCUCCGCAAAGAAACGCCCGUCGUCAAACCGGAUCCCGUAUACGGCUACAGCGCCUUCGACGCCAUCCGCGCAAAGAACCAAGCCAAAGCCGCCGAGGAAGAGGCCCGGCUCAUCGCCGAGGCCGAGGCAAAGGGCAUCGAGUACAACCCGGGCACGCUCUCCAUCCCCAUCAAGCGCCCGCCCAUGACGCCGCGCAUGGCGAAGUGGACGGAACAAGGCGCCGCCUCGGACCUCGCCGCUCCGCCCCCUCUCACGUUCGCCGAGCGCAUCCUCCCCUCCGCGGCCGUCGUCUUGUUGCUCGUGGCUUCGCUGUCGGCGUUCGCGGCGGUGUACACCCCGCCCCGCGACGCCGACCGCCUGUUCCCCGAGGUGAGCGCCUCGACGGCAACGGUGGGCGCGCUGAUCGCGCUCAACGUCCUCGUCUCGGUCGCGUGGCGCGUGCCGCCGCUGUGGCGGUUCCUGAACCGGUAUUUCGUGCUCGUGCACGGCAUGCCGCGGGCCGUGACGAUGAUUACGGCGAAUUUCUCACACAGUUCCCUCGGCCAUCUGGCGACGAACAUGGUGGGGCUGUGGUUCAUGGGCACCGCUUUGCACGACGAGGUCGGGCGGGCGAACUUCCUGGCGAUUUACCUCGCCUCCGGCGCCGUCGGGUUCCUGGGCAGCUUGACGGCGUUUACGCUCCGCGGCUUGUUGACCGUCUCGACUGUGGGUGCGUCGGGCGCCGUGUUUGGCGUCGCGACGGCGUACUUUUGGAUGCACCGGUUCGAUUCGUUCAAGGUGCUGGGCUUCCCGCCGGAUCCGAUGAAUGGGCCCCAAGGGUUGGGGUUCAUUGCGCUGAUUUUGGGUUUCCAUAUCUAUGCGUUUUUCAGGCGGGGCAAGCAGACGAUUGAUCUGACGUCGCAUCUGUUUGGCAUGCUGGCCGGGUUGGUCGGGAUUGAGUUCGUGACGGGACGCAAGGCGGAGGGGGCGAGGGCGGAUGGGUUGGACAAGAAGAAGGCGAGGGGUGAUCUUGUUGCUGAUGCGCCGCCUCGCGAUGGACAGGGUGACGGCGGGAAUGAUGUCGAGGCUUAA